AUGUUUGGGCUGGAGAGUCUGAGUCGGAGGAGACGGGUCCUGGCGCAGGUGUAUCUCUGGGGCCUGGUCCGGGGUCGGGUGGACGACGCGAACUCGCGAGCUUCUCCAAAGGAUUGUGUAUUAACAGGCAGCAAACCUUCUGGCAGAAAGGUCUACAGAGUGGAACGCUUCUUUAAGGUCAAUUAUUUUGGCGCACUUGUUCACUGCACGACCCAUGGUGGAAGAUUGGCGAGUAUUGAGUCUAAAGAAGAAAUUAAAUUGAUCAAAGAAGCGAUUGGUAAAUCAGGAAUCCGGAACGACCAAUUCUGGAUUUCCGGAACGAAUUUGCCUCUGGGACAAUGGGUCUGGAUGUCUUCAGGAGAGCCGCUGCUUCCAGACUAUUCAGACUGGGAGCCUGGGGAACCCAACAAUGCUGGAGACGAACGUUGCUUGGAGUUUUAUGAGAAGGAUAACAAUGGCUACAUGUGGAACGAUAAGAACUGUAUGGAGCAAAUUUAUCCUAUAUGUGAAUAUUUUGAAUAGGACCAAUGUGUUAGUAGAUUAUUUUUUACAAUAAAGCGAAUUCAGACAUG
Molecule: messenger RNA, 572 nt
Organism: Homalodisca vitripennis (glassy-winged sharpshooter)
Lineage: Eukaryota; Metazoa; Arthropoda; Insecta; Hemiptera; Cicadellidae
Product: perlucin-like protein
Exons: 4
Coding region: 1-522 (173 amino acids)
Molecular function (GO): signaling receptor activity
Source: RefSeq, a predicted model, not a curated record